Molecule: messenger RNA, 255 nt
Organism: Eremothecium gossypii ATCC 10895
Lineage: Eukaryota; Fungi; Ascomycota; Saccharomycetes; Saccharomycetales; Saccharomycetaceae
Gene: IES4
Product: Ies4p
Exons: 1
Coding region: 1-255 (84 amino acids)
Source: RefSeq, marked provisional
AUGAGCCAGGAACAGCCCCCCGCGGACCCUACCCCACAGGCGUCGCCCGCGGCGCCAGGCCCCAAAUCGCUUGCGCCCCCCGGCGCACGCCCCGCCCGCCCCGCGCACUGGCUGGCUGCCACCAUCCCGGUCAAGUCCUUCUCCGGCUACUCCCUGCAGUUCGCCGGCUGGGCUGCGGACCCGGCUGCAAAGCCUGAAAAUGCAAACAGCGCACAGCCGAAGCCCACGGGACCCCGCCCGCCCGCCGCGGCCUGA